Nelumbo nucifera (sacred lotus) is the source of this 2641-nucleotide messenger RNA. RefSeq names its product protease Do-like 9. Gene Ontology annotation, molecular function: protein binding; serine-type endopeptidase activity. Gene Ontology annotation, biological process: proteolysis. NCBI's taxonomy places the organism in Eukaryota, Viridiplantae, Streptophyta, Magnoliopsida, Proteales, Nelumbonaceae. The record is from RefSeq and is a predicted model, not a curated record.
CCCAAGUGAGAAUGUGAGAUGUUUGUUAUUCAUUAUAUCUAUACUCCAAAGACGUUGAGUUGAGGCUACUCUAGUACUUUUACCAUCCUCCAACUAGCGAGAUCAGAUGAUUCCGAUCUAAUGGUUUCUGUGUGGUGGUUCAGGUUCUACUACAGUCUAGAGUUCACUGAACUCCUGAACCCUUAUUGUUGUUCCAGAAGACCAGAAUCCAGAUUGGGCCCAAGCGUAACGUUUAUGUACACCCGUCUGUCUGUCUGACUCUCUCUCUCGGCCUCGGUUUAGAAAGUUGCAAUUUUGCAAAUAUGAAAUAUGUCAUGGCCCCCGAUUGAAGUCAUCGUUGCCCAGUAAAAAGAUAUUGCUUUUUUCUUAUAUAUAGAUUCAGAUUUGCAGGUUCUUAUCGGACGGACGGUGAAAUGCCAUAGCCAACGUCCAACGUCACCAAAAACCAUCAUGGACUCCCAAAUUACCGAACCCGGAACAACCUUCUCUCCCGCCGUGAACGGCUUUUCUAAUGGAAAAAUCACCAACGCCGAUUUCCUGGCUGAGGAAGCAUGCAUCCCAACCCACUUGCACAAGGCCGAUACGGGUGUCCUCGCCUCUCCGGUGGGCAAGGCUUCUCACACGCUCCAAAACAACGGCGAGCGUGCUCCUAUCCCAUCGCUUGGCGUUGAUUCUGUUGCCAGGGAUAAUGGGGUCAAGGCCGUUUCUUCCAUGGAUGCCGUUGUCAGGGUGUUUUGCGUUCACACGAAGCCCAAUUUCUCGCUCCCCUGGCAGCGGAAACGGCAGUUCAGUUCCAGUAGUUCUGGGUUCGUUAUUGACGGGCGGAGGGUGUUGACGAAUGCGCAUUCCGUAGACUACCAUACUCAGGUUAAGCUCAAGAAGCGUGGCUCCGAUACCAAGUACUUGGCCACUGUUCUGGCCAUUGGCACGGAAUGCGAUAUUGCGAUGUUGACAGUUAAAGAUGACGAGUUUUGGGAAGGCAUUUCGCCGGUGAAGUUUGGAUCUCUGCCUGCUCUCCAAGAUGCAGUCACUGUAGUAGGAUACCCGAUUGGUGGGGACACAAUAUCAGUGACUAGUGGUAUCGUAUCGCGCAUAGAGAUGUUGUCUUAUGUUCAUGGAGCAGCUAAGCUUCUGGGUUUGCAGACCGAUGCAGCUAUAAACUCUGGGAAUUCUGGUGGGCCUGCUUUCAAUGAUAAGGGGCAAUGCGUGGGUAUUGCAUUUCAGUCCAUUAAACAUGAAAUUGCGGACAAUAUAGGUUAUGUCAUACCAGUACCCGUUGUUAUGCACUUCAUUCAAGAUUAUGAGAGAAAUGGAGAAUAUACAGGGUUCCCAACUCUUGGAGUUGAUUUACAGAAGAUGGAAAAUCCUGACUUGCGCUUGGCAAUGGGAAUGACACCUGACCAGAAGGGUGUUCGUGUUAGGAGAAUUGAGCCUACUUCUCCAUUAUCUCAGGUUCUGAAGCCAUCUGAUGUAAUACUCAGCUUUGAUGGAACUGAUAUUACUAAUGAUGAGACAGUCUCAUUCAGGAAUGGAGAGCACAUUGGAUUUAGUUACCUGGUAUCUCAAAAAUUCAUGGGAGAGAAUGCUGUGAUUAAAGUUCUUCGCAAUUCAGAGACUUUUGAAUUCAACAUAAUGCUUGCUAGUCACAAACGCCUCAUUCCAGCACACAUCAAGGGCAGACCUCCACCAUAUUACAUUAUUGCUGGAUUUGUCUUUACAACUGUAUCCGUUCUGUAUCUCCGUUCUGAGUAUGGAAAGGAUUAUGAAUGUGAUGCACCAGUCAAACUGUUGGACAAACACUUACAUGCAAUGGCACAGUCAGAAGACGAGGAGCUUGUGGUUGUUUCUCAGGUGCUUGUGGCUGAUAUAAAUAUUGGCUAUGAGAACAUAGUCAAUACUCAGGUCCUUGCUUGCAAUGGCAAUCCUGUCAAGAAUCUGAAGAGCUUGGCCAGCAUGGUGGAGAAUUGUGAUGAUCAAUUUUUGAAGUUUGAACUGGAGUACCAACAGCUAGUGGUCCUACAAACAAAGACAGCCAAGGCAGCAACACUAGAUAUUCUCACAACGCACUGCAUACCUUCAGCAAUGUCUGAUGAUCUCAAGACAUGAGAUGGAAGCACAUUGGAGGUUACUCUCCUGGCUUCCAACUAUUGAAGUUUCUCUUCUUGCAGAACCCGACCUACUGAAUUGGUAGAAUCUAUAGAUCAAUUAAAACAGGAAAAAAAAAGAAAAUAGAAAGAAAGAUAAAGAAAUUAGAGUUGGAUUGGGAUAUCUAUCUCCUAAAUGUUAUAUGAUUUAUUAACAUGCUGAGGGAUCAGAAUAACAAUUUGAAGCAUGACUGUAGGAGCUGGGAUGGGUUUUUACACAGUAAGGUGCUAAGCACAGGGGAUGUGAAGUGCUUUAUGACAUUAUUUCUGGGAAGUUCCGUUGAUUUGAUGGAAAAGAGAAGAUCUGCAGUAGAAAGUAACCAACAUGUAUGACCCUUUUCUCUCCAAGGCCAGAUGUACUCAAUGUAACGGUAGUGGGAAAUAUCACCCAAAGGGAAUGGGAUUUCAAUUUGCURAAAUCUCACUUCAAGCUGAGACUUCUAUUUUUGUUUGUUUAAACACCCUGACAAUCUAAAACGAACUCGAGAUCUGCGUCA